This is a messenger RNA of Cajanus cajan (pigeon pea), 1789 nucleotides long. RefSeq names its product protein JASON. NCBI's taxonomy places the organism in Eukaryota, Viridiplantae, Streptophyta, Magnoliopsida, Fabales, Fabaceae. The record is from RefSeq and is a predicted model, not a curated record. Gene Ontology annotation, biological process: male meiosis II.
UCGCACCUCACUCUUCACUUCUCUCACACUCUCUCUCUCUCACAAAAAAAGAAAAAUAAAUUAAAAUAAAAAAGUAACGUUGCCUUACCUGAGUGACCCGAGCCUUGUCCUCUUCAAUGACACGCUCUGGGUAGUGGCUAGUGGCUAGGUUCGUUCUCCGAUCCUCCUCCCGAACCACCAUGGGUUGCUUCUUUGCUUGUUUCAGAGCGCGCGACUCCGCCACCGCCACUGCCACCGCUACAGUACCAGCUUCUCGUUCUGCCAAACCUAACGAUGUUGCGGUCUCUCGAAACCGUUUGUCUACUUUGUUUCUGUCCGAAGAGAGAGAAGACUCUGUUGUGCGUGAUGGCGGGAAGGGUUUUGAAGUGGGAUCUCAAAAAGGUGGCACUGAGGCCAAGUUUCUCAAAGCUGACGUUAACUUGGCAACAACCUGUCCUGAGAAAGUUGACCUUGAUGGUCAACCUUUCGAUCCCUCAACUCCUGUAAAACAUUGUGAGGAAGGGGGGAAGAGAACUGACUCUUUAGAGCACACACCAAGCAGCUGUAUCUCCAAUGCGCAAAGUACUCUUGAUUCUACAGAAGGAAUUAGGACUGGAAGUCUUCACAGUUUGGAUAUUAAUGACAAGCAUACGGCUUCUGUUUCACCUUGGCCAUCUACCACAUACACCAAGAGGACGAACAAGUCUGUACGUUUUGAAUGUGACACUGAUUUAUCAUCCUGUAGCUCGUCUGAUUAUGGUGGACGAUAUCUGAAGAAAGCCGAUUCACCAAAUGAAAGUGCAUAUAAACCAUCACCUUAUCCUACCCCAAUGAAGCUAUCUGAGGAGAUGCAAACUCCAGGAACUGUUUACCCUGCAACAAAAGAAUACUUACCAAAUGGUAAGCCUCGAGUUAAGUCCCAGUUUGUGUAUCCAAUUAACAACACUGGUGAUGACGUCUCUCAAAAGAUACUUGAGGAGGAAGAUCAUAUCCGUGAACAAGAUUCAAGGAAGCUGAGUGAAUCAGUCGAGUGGUCUCAAAUUGCGACUUCAACACCUGAAAAAGGGUUAAAGAAAAUAUCUUAUGAAAAUGAAUGUAAGGUGGAGGAAAGCUUAUCUUCCUGGUUGAAGCCUGCAGCUGUGAUUCUGGAGGAGAGAAACAAGAGAAUGGAGAUUGCUUAUAAUCAGUUUCGCAAAACACCUGCUGAUAGGCCUAUCAUUGGGAUGGUUGCAGCACACUGGAACGAGGAUGAGGAUUCCCAAGUUCCUCCUCCUAAAUGGUGGGAUGGCAAUGGCAUACCAAAUUCAACCAAUAAGUAUAAAGAAGAUCAGAAAGUGAACUGGCAUGCAACGCCAUUUGAAGAGAGGUUGGAAAAGGCAUUAUCUGAGGAGAGUGUUAUCUCUCAAAGGAAGGAUGUAUGUGGAAAAUCAAUUCCUUUUGGUGAGAACGAAGAAAGUGACACUGCAUUGUCUCAACUGCAAUCUUCAACUCAUCCACAGUCCGUGGUGUCAUUCUGAUAUGUCUAUUGUCGAUGUUCUUUUGUCUGGUAUUUUGGCAUUUGUGGAAACUAAGUCUGAAUCCACCUCAUUCAACAUGCUGGUUGGUUGGAACAGAGAAUUGGUUAUUCAAAUUUUGUGGUAAUGUAGAGCUAUCAAGCUGUGUGCCACACCGCUUGUAUUGUAUAUAAGUGAUGAAAAUUUUUGCAUUAAAUAAUGGGUAUUGGGAGUUUGGUGAUGAUAUUUUUAUUUUGUUAAAAAUUUGAAGGAGUUCUAUAUUUGAGGCUUACAUGAAAAAAGAGCUUGUGGAUCUG